Molecule: messenger RNA, 1075 nt
Organism: Sphaeramia orbicularis (orbiculate cardinalfish)
Lineage: Eukaryota; Metazoa; Chordata; Actinopteri; Kurtiformes; Apogonidae
Product: RNA-binding Raly-like protein
Exons: 8
Coding region: 96-737 (213 amino acids)
Cellular component (GO): nucleus
Molecular function (GO): RNA binding
Source: RefSeq, a predicted model, not a curated record
CUGCCAUACACAGCGGUCACCUCUCCCUCUCCUCACAUUCAGUCAGACUCCCUCUCAGACAUCAGGCUGCAUUCCUCUCCUCCUCUUCUCUUAUUAUGACCCAUUUUAGGAGCGACUGCCACCAGGACAGACACACCGGAAUGAACAGUGAGCUGAGAACCGGUCGUACCACGGCGGCCAAGAGAGGAAAUAGCGCCCCCAACAGAUCUGAUUAUGAGACGGAGUACGACAGAUACCCUGAUGACCGCUACAACAGGGUUUUUGACUACCAGCGUGUCCCUGCCUCAGUCCCUGUGGAUUCCAGUCCCAUCAAACGGCCCCGGCCUUCGUCCUCCUCCUCCAACUCAUCUUCCUCUUCCAGAGCAGCUCACAGGAAGAACAGCAGAGCGUCAAGCAGGACCAACAACACACACACCUCCUCAACCAGCAACAACAAAUUGAAGAUGGCUGAACUUCUUGCUAUAAAGAGGGAGCUGACAGUGAUCAAAGUGCAGAUAGACGGCCUGUUAGACUGUGUGGACAAGAUGGACAGACAGAGGAAGGACUGCACAGAGUGUCCUCACAGCAGGGACCCCAACAUGUCGGACUCUCCUCGCCGAGGUUCAGUCAGCAGUCUGGAGAGAGAGAGUCCUGAACCAGGAGAGGCCAGCGAAGACGAGCCACUGCACUACCAGCACUACUACCCCCACAGCUACCCCCACAGGAUACAUCAGUCUGAUUUUGAAGACAACCUGUGAUGCUGUAGGACAGAAUCGCCUGUCAGUAUCAGCUCGGACAUUAGAUGUUUCCUGAAGGCAUCGGCAACAUGAACUGCAUUUAAUUGGCUCUCCUCUGCACCCAAAUCUGUCUACUUCUGUCCAUCACACUUGACUUUUACUGUUUAAAGGAUCAAACCAGGGAAUAGUUUUAUGAUGAUUUCCCACAGUACAAAAGACUUUGUGUAGAAACUUGCAGAAGGAUACCCCAUUAAAAUCAGCUUUAUUUAUUAACCCAUAAAGACCCAGUGCUACUUUUGUGGCAGUUACAAAAAUGAAUAUUUCUCUCUAUUUAACCUUUUUUAAGUGUUUUAUCACCA